GUAAAUAACCUUUAUUGACAAGUUCAGAAGAAGUCUGAUUCUUUCUAGAAGUACUUGAGUUGAUAAGGUUUUGGACCUGUAACAUUUGUGUCUGAGGUUACUGUUUUAAUGUUUUAAUAAAAAUAAUGGUGUGGUUUUUUCCCUUUACAGUCAGUCACUCUCCACGUUACUUCUACACUGCAGUCACUCCAGGAAUACAUUUCCCAGAGUUCACUGCUGUUGGUCUGGUGGAUGGACAACAGUUUAUGUACUAUGACAGUAACAUCAAGAAGAGGAUUCCUAAGACAGCAUGGAUAAAGAAGGUUGAUGAUGAUGAUCCAGACUACUGGAACAGAAACACAGAGAUUCAGCAGAGAACUCAGGAGAUCUUCAAAGACAAUGUAGCUACUCUAAUGCAGCGCUUUAAUCAGACUGAAGGGGUUCACACAGUGCAGCUGAUGUACGGCUGUGAGCUGGACGAUGAUGGAACCAAGAGAGGAUCCAUGCAGUACAGCUAUGAUGGAGAAGACUUCAUCAGUCUGGAUCUGAACACACACACCUGGACUGUAGCUAAUGAUAAAGCUAAAAUUACCAAACACAUGUGGGAUUCUGAUGUUGGUUAUAGUGUGUGGCAAAAUAACUACUUGGAGAACACCUGUAUUGAGUGGUUACAGAAGUAUGUGGCUUAUGGCAGAGACACUCUGCAGAGGAAAGUUCCUCCUGAGAUGGCCCUGAUUCAGAAGGACUCCUCUUCUCCAGUGUUAUGUCAUGCUACAGGUUUUUUCCCCAGUGAGAUUUUAAUCUCCUGGCAGAAGGAUGGAGAGGACAUGCAUGAGAAUGUGGAGCUCAGACAAACGUUACCCAACCAGGAUGGAACCUUUCAGAAGGGAAGCAUUCUGACAGCCUCACCUGAGGAACUGGACAAGAAUGACUACACCUGUGUAGUUCAUCACAGUGGACGGGAGAAGGACUUAGUGCUGAGAAUGGCUGAUCACAGAUUCCAGAAGACAGGUAAGAGGAAUCUGAUUCCAGAAAAGACUGAAACUUAACACUGAAUGUCAUUAUAUUUAAGCUGCAAAUAGUAGAGGUCUACAGUGAUGUUACAUACUGGUCAC
Messenger RNA from Electrophorus electricus (electric eel), 1094 nucleotides. Its product is annotated as BOLA class I histocompatibility antigen, alpha chain BL3-7-like. The record is from RefSeq and is a predicted model, not a curated record. Gene Ontology annotation, cellular component: external side of plasma membrane. Lineage: Eukaryota; Metazoa; Chordata; Actinopteri; Gymnotiformes; Gymnotidae. Gene Ontology annotation, biological process: immune response.